Molecule: messenger RNA, 1845 nt
Organism: Solea solea (common sole)
Lineage: Eukaryota; Metazoa; Chordata; Actinopteri; Pleuronectiformes; Soleidae
Gene: scel
Product: sciellin
Exons: 24
Coding region: 122-1489 (455 amino acids)
Biological process (GO): epidermis development
Cellular component (GO): cytoplasm
Source: RefSeq, a predicted model, not a curated record
UUAAAGCACAAGGAGUGACGGGGUGUGAUUGCAUACCGCAGGUUGAUAGACAGGUGUCCAGACGUAAACUCUGUUGUGCUUGUGUUGUUUGCUGUGAAUUCAGUGGAGGUGAAGUUACAAAAUGAGCAGGUAUUCAUACCAGUCCAAGACCACCAGCUCCAGUCAGCUGGUCGACAGCAAGAAGUCACCGAGCCUCCUGAAAGACAACAGUUGGAUCAGAAGAAAUGACGAGGAGGAUGAUGAUGUUGACCGCGACCCAAACUUCGGCAGAUCUGUUCUGAGCCACUACAAAACCGGUGAUACUGUAACCAGUUCUGAUGGUGAAGAAACAAAAACCACCACAACCAUAAGCAAAUCUUCGUCUGUGCAUGCUCUCUCUAAGAGAUUCAGUGGACAAUUUGAUACACCGAGUAGCAGCACCCUGCCUUCCAGCAGGAGCUCAUCCACCUACACCAGAAGCAGCAGGACAUCUGUCACUGAGGAACCAAAGACAAGCACCACAACCACUACUUUCUCCAAAGAUGGAAAUACCACUGAAACUACCACCAUCACCACCACCCAAAGUGUGAGAUCCCCCACCAAGACUGAUACCUUCAGUGAGCGGGUCUUGUCUUCAAGCAAUAGAUACUCAAGUUACUCACCUAACAAAACAACGAAAGUGACUGAAACAACCCUUUCCAGCAAUGAUGCAGAGGACAAACUUUUUGACACCCUCAUCCCCUCGUCCAUCAAGGAUGAUUAUUCACCUACAGACAGUAAAAGAUCCUCCUCUACAACUGAGACUGUGACAGUGCGAAGCAGCAGUGAUCUCAAUGCUGAGAACAAUCUCUAUGAUACACUCAUUCCCAAGGCGAUACAAGAUGGCGAAACAGAGAGCAAGACAACUGUCACCAAUAGUGAAUGGAGAAAAAGCAGCACUAAUGGAGAUAUUACCAAAACUACACGCACCUCAAGGACUUCCUCUUCAGCUGAAGAUGGACUGUAUGACACCCUCUUGCCUAUGGGCAUUAAAUCUCCUACCAGAGACGAAAGCCCAACUCUGUCAUCACCAUCCUACAGCAGCAGAGUCAGCAGGUACAGCAGCUCAUACGGUGAUGAUUCUCCCACCACCCGCACCACCUCUUACACCAUCAGCUCCAAGCCCAGUGAGGAUUACAGCAGCAAGACCUACUCUUACUCCAGCAGGUCAGAUGACAAUAUGGGAGACUCAGUCUACUCUAGAUCAUCCUCCACCAAGAGUGUGUAUGCACCUCCUGAGCGGACGGUGCUUGAGAGAGACCUGUGCUCUUCCUGCCGUAAACCCUUCACUAGUGAUGCCAAGAUGGUUCUGGAUGACAUGAGGAUCAACUGCCACGCUAACUGCUUCAAAUGCGAGGUGUGUAACUGCAGUCUGGGCCAUCUGAAAGCUGGGGACAUCAUGUGGAUCUACAAACGAAUGGUGCACUGUGAGAACUGCUUUGAGGUCACCAGAGAUAAGUGGCGACGCUGAGUUUCCCCCAAAACUUCCCAUGGAGAUCCAGCAAUAAUGAUCAAAGAUACAAUGAUUAACUGUUAAUAAGCAUGUUUUGGGUGGCACUGAUUCUCCUCUAUUUCAGUUUAAACAAGCUGGGUGAUAUUAAUCUGGGUGUUUUUGUAAUUGCCAGUUGCAUUACAAGUAUAACUUUUUUGAGUGGCACCAACUAUAGCUGCUUUGUAUCUGUGUUGUAUUUACUCUAUCAUAGGUGGGAGAUAGUAUUUCUGAUAGUAUACUGUCUGUAAAGAGACUUUUGUGUGAUAUAUUGAAAAGAGAUUGGAAUAUUUAGGGCCGGGGGCUUUUUCUGUGUGCAAUAAACCUUUUUAUCUAAA